AUGGCCUGUCUAUGGUUGGUCAGUUUUCAGCUAGAUAGUCAUAGUACGGAAGAUUUAAAGUUCAUUUGGAGCGAGAAUGCCGUGUCCAUGGCAGACGAUAUAGAAUUUCCUCAAUUUCGAAUCACGAAAAUCAAAUCAUACAGCUGUGAGAAAGAUUAUUACGGCAUCGUAUACCCAUGUGUUGGUGUGCAGAUUGUUCUUGAAAGGAAUUAUGCUUUUCAUACAAUCCAAAUCUUCAUACCUAGUAGUCUUAUUGUAAUGCUGUCCUGGGUGAGUUUUUGGUUGGAUCCUACGUCAGUUCCAGCUAGGAUUUCACUCGGUCUACUGACUGUAUUGACUAUGACCACACAAAGUGCAGGCGCUAGAGCAAACUUGCCCCGUGUCUCUUAUGUCAAGGCCAUAGAUGUAUACAUGGCAACUUGUCUUACUUUCGUAUUCCUGGCGCUUGUUGAGUUUGCUGUUGUUAACGUGCUGAACAAUGACACAAAACAAACAGGAAAUGAUACAAGGACACAUCCGAGUACCACAAAGUGUAGAAAAAACGUCAAAGUAUCACCAGAGGUUCAAUCACUAGAAGAAGAGGAAUUGGACACGAAGGUAACAGAUAGGUCAAUGUGUACACGAGACAAUAUGAAUACGUUCAUGAAGUAUAUAAAUCCGAAAACCGUGGACAUCAUAUCUAGAAUACUGUUCCCGCUAAUGUUUGCAAUCUUCAAUCUUAUCUACUGGAUACACUACUUUUUCUUCGACAAACGUUUUGAAGAAGACUAGAUAACUGUUAAACUUAUAUAAGACAUGACAUGACAGUUUCGUUUAUACAAGACAUAUUUCACAAAACAGUGAGCUCAAUCUCCCUACACGGUUUUUACAACGCAUAUACAUAUAUACAUUACAAGCUAAAAGACUCGUC
Ruditapes philippinarum (Manila clam) is the source of this 910-nucleotide messenger RNA. RefSeq names its product glycine receptor subunit alpha-2-like. The record is from RefSeq and is a predicted model, not a curated record. Gene Ontology annotation, cellular component: synapse; neuron projection; membrane. The transcript has 5 exons. Gene Ontology annotation, molecular function: neurotransmitter receptor activity; chloride channel activity; GABA-A receptor activity. Bases 1 to 771 code for a protein of 256 amino acids. Gene Ontology annotation, biological process: signal transduction; regulation of membrane potential; chloride transmembrane transport. NCBI's taxonomy places the organism in Eukaryota, Metazoa, Mollusca, Bivalvia, Venerida, Veneridae.